UUGAAGACUAAUGUUUACUCUUAUUUGAAGGAGGAGAGAAUAAACUCUGUCCCAGACCACUUGUUCAAGAUUAUUUUAGUUGGCAAUUCAAGUGUUGGAAAGACUUCAUUCUUAAGGCGAUUCUGUGAAGAUCGUUUUUUCCCAGGCACAGCUGCUACUGUGGGUAAGUUUAAGAAACAUUACAAAUAUUAUUAUUCCUCCAGCAGUACUUAG
This is a messenger RNA of Tinamus guttatus (white-throated tinamou), 213 nucleotides long. The record is from RefSeq and is a predicted model, not a curated record. NCBI's taxonomy places the organism in Eukaryota, Metazoa, Chordata, Aves, Tinamiformes, Tinamidae.